This is a messenger RNA of Pocillopora meandrina, 8747 nucleotides long. NCBI's taxonomy places the organism in Eukaryota, Metazoa, Cnidaria, Anthozoa, Scleractinia, Pocilloporidae. The record is from the annotation of a GenBank genome assembly.
AGCGGAGGCGGCAGAGUAGAUCAGAGGAAGUUUAUAGAAAUAGACAUGGCGAGUCCUCGAACACGGCGAGUUUUAAAGGAAAUAAAGCCGAAAGAUGGUAACAGUGUAAGUGUAGUUAUCAGUUAUUAUCAUAUUUGGAAUCCUGUAUUGUAUAUAUAGAUCAAUCGUGACGAUUUUCUCUUUUUUUUGAUCGCGUAGAGUUGUUUCGAAUGCGGGGCACACAAUCCUCAAUGGGUAAGCGUGACCUAUGGGAUAUGGAUUUGCCUUGAAUGUUCAGGGAAACACCGAGGUUUAGGAGUUCAUUUAAGGUAAGAUGAUGUAUUAUUUACAGUAAUAAUGAACUUGUUUAACGAGUUUGUCGUUGAAAAUGCGCGAUGAAUCUUUUUUUUGCGGAAAGCCGGUUAGAAUGUAAAUUGUAUGAGGUACCGUGUGGAAGUAUGAGCGCUCUAUUGAGCAAGAAUUCAAUGGCGUCAUAGAAUUUUGAUAGUUUAUCACUGUGGUGACCUGAUCACGUAUGGAUUUAGUUUUUGUGCCAAUGAUUUCAUACAGGGUUUUUUCAUCGAUGGAAUAGGUCAUCAAAAUCGAAAGAAUAUCUCGUACAACUGAGAAAUUAGUCCCAACAUAACAAACACGACACAGGCGAUCAAAUGAAAAUAUUCCAGUGAUUUUGUAUCUUACUCUAACGUGUUAUGAAGUGAAACAAACUACUGUAAGCCUGUGGAAGAAAAGCACCUCUUUAAAUUGAAAACUCCGCGUAUCUUAAUUGCUUGCUGAUAUUCUUUACAACCAACAACUUGAAAAGAUUUCAUUCAAGAAUGUUUAUGCCAUGUAUUCAUGUUGGUAAUGACAACAACAACAAAAACAGUGGUUGAGACAGAGACACUGAAAAAAUGAACAAAAAAUAAAAAAUAAGAAAAACAGGAAAUACUUAUCUACAAAUCCUACAUGUAUGUCAUGGAUAUGUGAAUGAUCUUCGCAGUAAUGAACACUACUUAGGUAACCUUUUAACUCCCAGAUCAAAUUUGUAAUUCUCCUUACUGUCAACUAUACAAUUCUUGUAAUGUUAUACAGAGAAUUUAGUAUUGGAUCAACUGAUAAUCUCAAAAUUGAUAUUUUUCUUUAUUUUAAUCACUUAUCUUAUUGAUAUUGUAGGGUGAAAUUAUCCCUUGGUCACUUAUGGGAGUGAAAGGGUUAAAAAAUAAGCAAUAGUUAAAAUAAAGCCUGGGAAAAAGUUAGGCCUGUAUAGGAGUAAACCUAUUACCUCUGCAAUACCCGUGCAGUGCUCUACCAACUUAGCUAAUAAGUUUUAGCAAUAGGUUCAACUCCCAUACAGGCCUGGAUUUGUUUCAGGCUUUAUUUUUACUACUUCUUAAGUAGCAUUCAUUACUGCAGGGAUCAUUCAUGUAUUCAUUUAUUGAUCAGUAGUUUACAUGUAUUAUUUUUAUAUGUUCAUAGUCAUAACUCCAUAUGUUAUUUUGUACAAUAUUUAAAUGAUGCCAUUAUUAAUCUGGUAUUCCUUUCCCAAAUAGUACACUCAAGAAAGUCCAAAAAUUACCCUAUCUUUGUAUGACUCUGUUCUUCAUUUCAUGUAUUGCUACUUUAAGCUGUUCUUAGUCAUCUCUCCAGUUUUUUAGUUUGAUAAACAAACCAGUUACUGAUUGUUAUACAAUUCUUGUUUUAGUUUUGUAAGAUCAGUAACCAUGGACAAAUGGAAAGACAUUGAGCUGGAGAAAAUGAAGGUACCAGCAUCUAGGGAAUAAAACAUUUUGAUUUUAAAGUAUACAGAAACAUCCAGUGAAUAAACUGUCUUAAUUAAUCCUAACCCUAGCCCCAAGAGUGAUCAGCAUUUAAUUUUCUCCCCUUAGUAAUAAUGCUAAAUCAUUUGAUAAGAUCAUGAGAAUAAAGGAGAUGAUAGCAAAUUGAUAAGCUUUGAUUGUGAAACAAAUUCUCCUUGUCAGUACUAAAGAAAAUGUACAGAGAAGUACAUGGAGAAUGUGGAUACUGGUGUCAGGGUGUAUAGGGUUAAGGAAUAAAUGAAAAAUUGACAAUGAUAACAAAAAAAUAAUGAUAAUUAUAAUAAUGAUGAUUAUAUUUUAGUAGUUAUGAUAAGAACAAAAAUGACAUGAUCUUUGAAAGAAUUUGUAUUAUUGAGAAAUAUUAAUAAAAAUUGUUUGUUAAUUGUCAGGUUGGUGGAAACAGUAAAGCAAAAGCUUUCUUCAAGUCUCAACCAGAUAUCCGAGCAGAUAUGUCCAUUCAAGAAAAGUACAACAGCAGGGCAGCAGCACUUUACAGAGACAAGGUAUGGUUUAUUCCUAGAUCUGGGCCUCACUUCCUCUCUCUCUACCUCUCUUCCACUUCAAAGGCUUGUUCAAUUAUUUACCAUAAAACUGUGCACAGGAUGGGAAAAAAGUUGAGGAAACAUAAAGGAAGGAUAGAAAUAGAGGAGGUGAGAAGGGAGGUUCCCAAUAAAUCCAUCUCCUCAUCUCCUACCCAAAAAAACUGAUAGAUAAAACUGUAAUGCAGGAUCACUGGAAAUUUUUGCUUUGAGAAGAAGGGAAGGAGAGAUUCAGUGGAUUACUCCCCACAUUUAGAAACAUUCAUGCACUUUCAUUGCUUACAUUUUUUUAUUUGUCAUUUAUUGUUUUUUAAAGUCUUCUUUGCAGAAAGUCCUUGAAGAAGGGAUGUUCUCAUGCUUGUUCUUCAGGGUCUUCCUCAUUUAUGCUCACUAAGAAAGGGAGAGGGAUGAGAGAGAUGAGAGGAUAAUUAUUUUUGAAUGAUAUUAUAUUAUAUUAUAUUACAAUUUCCUUUUGAUUCAAACAGAUUGCAGCCUUAGCUGAUGGAAGGUCAUGGUCAGAAGAAACCUCAUCAGCUAAAAACUAUGAACCACCUCUGAGCAGAAAUUCAAGCAGUUCUUCAGUCAGUCGGGCAGCCAAUGGUUCAAAUUCAAUGAGUUAUGGCUCCUCUUCACCUGAAUCCAUGCUGGGAAUAUCGAAGUAUGAGAGGCCAAUUUUUGUUUGACUAAGUCAUGAAAUAUAAUAGUUAGUGAAAAAAGUGAGCACACAAAGUUAGAGACCACUAUUGAAAAAGCUGUUAAUUUUUCUCAAGGGUAAGGCAAAGGAAAUAUUAAACCUCAGACCCUCUGAAUUUGCAGUUGGAUACACUACCAACCAGACUAUUAAGAACUUGUUGGCAAGCCAGGCCUCAUGCCAGGUUCACAGGAGACAAAUCUAGCUUCACCGAUUUUAUUUAACCCUUUACAUCCUAACUUCAGCAUCUAUAUUCUCCAUACUCUUCUCUAUACUUUUCCUUUGGCACUGACAAGGAGAACUCAUUUAAAGAUCAAAGCUUCCAAGGUUGGCGAUCAUUUCCUUUAUUCUCAUUACCUUAAUGACUGACUCAGCAAUACUUUUGUAAAGAGAAAUUUUAUGCUGGUCACUGCAAGGGUGUAAAGGGUUUGAAAAUGGAAACUGGUAGGGUACAAACUUUCCAUGAGCCAUUUGGGGUUGUGAUUUUAACUUAAUGCUUUAUUUCCAGGAGUGAAUUAAAUGCUCAAAAAGAGGAUUUCUUCAGCCGGAGACAGAUGGAAAAUGCUUCAAGGCCUGAGUAAGUCAUUACUGGAAUAAAUUAGUGGUUUUUCUUUUUUAGUCAAAUUUGUAUAUCUUAUGCAUUCCAUAGAGGCUUUCCUUCAUGUAACUUCCUCCUCUCUCAGUAACUUAAAAAGUGUUUCUCUUUCAAUACCGUCAUCAUCAUCAUAAUUGUUAUCAUCAUCAAAAUAGUCAUCAUCGUUCUUUCAUUUCUCUUGAUGGGAUGUGUCACACCACAGAUCUCCAGCCCAAGCACUCCUGCUAGUUGCUUACUAGAUAACUUAUAUUAAUGAUAAUUUAAAAAAAAAAAGUUAAUUUAUGGGCCAGUAGCAGAGACUAACAGAUGAUUUCAUUUGGUUACAUUUGGUUUGAAUUUUUAUUUUUAGUAAUCUACCUCCGAGUCAAGGUGGACGAUACACCGGUUUUGGAUCGGCACCAGUUGUAACCGCAAGUAGCUCAGGUAGGUUGACAUCUUUUUUAUGACCUGCUCAGUAACUUCUUCCCUAGAAAUGUCCAUUACUUGACAAUGAGCUUCCUACCAAUGUAUUUUUAAUGGUAAGGUAAUAUUAUUGUCCAGAGUAAAAGGUGGCAGAUUAUCUAGAACUUUUAUUCAUUUAGGGAACCUAUUUCCCCACCAUAUUUCUCAUUCUGCCAGUGAAGUCAACCCUCAGUUCAAAACUAGUGCUUGGUUGGUUUUGUCUUUUCUCCAACCCUCUGGCCCCAAGGAGCAACAACAACUAAUUUUUCCCUACAAUAUCAUCUCUGAAUCACAUGUUAAGGUCACAAGAAUAAAAGAAAGCUCUUGAUUGUUUAACAAUUCUCCUUGUCAGCACCUUAGAAAAAGUAUGGAGAAAAGUAUAGAGAAUAUGCAUACUGAUAUCAGGGUGUAAGGAGUUGAUUCUAAAAUUACAAUUUCAAUUGUGUUCAUUUGUAAUUUACAUCAUUUUUUUCUGUCAGUCUUUUGUAAUUAAUAAUUAUUUAUCUCGCAUGACUCUUUUUUUUUUUCAUUUAAACCAACACUUCUUUAGGUUGGGACUCAACAUUUUCUUCUCUUUCAUCUGUAAGUUGAAGAUUUUUUCAUUUAACUGUAUUAUUAAUUUAAUUCUGAUAAUAGUGGUAGUAUUACAAAUGAAGAAUGAUCCUGCCUGCAAUUAAUAAUACACUGUAACAAAUCUCAGUCACAACUGAUGACUUCCACUUGCCUCCAUAACAUCACAGCAAAACUGACCAAUCCAUUUUGAAGAACUGAAAUUACAACAUUUGACUUACAUGAAACUCUUCACUUGUGUUUGAUUAUGACUUCCUCCCAUGUUUUUAAAACAUUUGUCAGUGACUCCAAGCAAAGUCCAAUCUAGAACUACUUACACUCUGGGGAUCCCACUUAACAUGACAUUCUCUUUUGAUACUUUGGUGGUGGUCUUUCCUAUCAUCGCAAAGCAGGAUUCACUAAGUGAUAGAUUGUUUCAACAUAUUUUUAACCCUUUAUUUCUACAUGUAGGAGUGACCAAAAAUAAUUUUAUUCUUACAAUGUUGAUACUAAGAGAAAGGUGAUUAGAACUGAGAAAAAUGUUGACUGGGCAUAUUGUUUGAUUUAAGACCUCAUUCUUGAAGCCAAAAUUGUGUGAAAUGUAUAGGAGACUGUUUGGAGAGUUGAUAUUUUGAUCUUGAAAAAAAACUAGAGCUGAAAUACAUGGUUAUGUGUUGUUUAGGGUUGGAGUUCAUUUACCACUGGAGCUGCUCAAUUGGCUGCUGUUGCCUCACAACAAGUAAGAAGUUUUAUUUCUUCUAGUUUUCCUGACCAAGUGGAAAAUAGAAAUAGGGAAAACAGAUCAAGAUACACAGUCCAGUGGGACACAUUUUGAUAUUUAUGAUAUCUGAGUUCACAUUCAUUAUUCUCUGUAAAAGCAAACAUAUGAUCAAGACAUGUUUAGAAUAGUAGGUGAGUCAUGCAUUCACAAUUUUCCAGUCGAUGUAUUUUCUCAGAAACAUUUGGGUUAGGAAAGCAAUGAGCAGUUAGCAAGAGAAUGCUCACAUGUAACCAGGUUUUCUUCCCUCAUUUCAAGGCUCUUGUUGAACUCAGUUUCUGUCAGCCAAUUCCUUGUCCUCUUUGUAGGCCCAACUAACCCUCUUUCUCAAUAGAGAAGGUGCUAGGAAAAAGCACAUUUUUGGGAUUGGCCCAAAGUUUAACAGUAAUUUAUCUUGCAAUUAUCAUCCUCAUAUAUUUUUAUUACUCCUUGUGAUGUUUUUGCAGGCUGUUAAGCUGGGUUCAACAGUCAAUGAGUCAGUUCUCAAACCAACAGCAUCCAAGGUAUGUACUGGAGAGGAACUGAAGUCACCUACCACUGUCAGUCCAAGAUGAGCAGCUUUUGAUGGUUUAAUGAGUCUUGUACAAUAUAUUCCUAUUACACUUAAGUUGAAAUGGAAAAGAAGAAUCAUUUCUUCAAAGUUUAAAAAUUGGGCAACCAUACCAUGAAUUUGGUUGCACUCAUGAAGCCAAUUUGGUUCCUUGUCGGAAAACUCCACAUACCAAGUGCAGUGGGUGCAAAACAUCCAUGGUAUUCCUUAAUGUUCGUGGUGUCUCUUUUCUUUCUUGGAUCACACACCUGACUCACCCCGUUUAACUUUUAAUUAGGAAGGCAGCCUCCCUCCUUGGGCAAAAUGGCACAUUUUCAAUAUUCUCAUAGACAAGAAUUUGAAAGAAAGGAAUUUUAGGACAUUGAUGUACUGGUAUUUUGGUCAACUUUCCUACUUGUUUUACAAAUUAAGUGUAGUUGUGAUGUAAUUAUAUGGCAGCCAAUAUCCUCUUAGUUUAUGCAAUAAUUUUAUGUGCCUGGUGUUCAGUUGUCCAUUUUUUUCCCUCAAACAAUCAGCCUCAAACCAAACAAAAUUUAGUUGCCUAAUAAACUUUCUGGAAAAAGGGGAUGGUUGCUAAUUUCAAGCAAUUUUUUGUAAUGAACUCUUUAGGAACAACUAUGACACUGUACUUUGAAGUUUGAAUGUCUUAUUGCACAUACUAGAAAGAUGUUAUCACUCUAAGAGUGAUGACAGUGAUAUAUUUAAGAGGUAUAAAGAUAUUUUGUUUAUCUCAGGCUGUAGAACUGGGAAGUACUAUGAAUGAAGGGAUGAAGAAAGUAUCGACAAGGGUAAGUUUUGUUUUGUUUUGUCUUUUUGUUUCACUGAUUCUCGUGUAGAGAAUACAUAUCUCUCUAUAUUGGAAGUUGACUUAAAAUCACAACCUGGGGAUCAUACACUAAAGUAUUCACUACACUUAAAACUGUCAAUGAAUUACUAGAGACGUUUGAACUUCCACUUGACAAGGGUAAGUGGACCUCCUACAAGACUUGUUCAGACAUUAACCUGAAGAAGUUCAAGUUUGUCUUUGUUUCAUUCAGUCAAGAAAAGUUUCUUUUGUUUGAAUCUAUAACUUGUUUUAGAACUUUUUCCUUUCUCACUUAUUUGUGUAAUGGAUCUACCUCAUAUUGUCGAUGUUAAAAGAUCAGAAAGUAACCUAAAAAAAUUAAUUUUUUCUUUAACCCUUUAACCUCAGAGGGUGGCUAGCAUCUAAUUCCUCACCAAGGUAUCACUGUAGAAUCAAACAUAAGCUCAUGAGGAUUAAUGAACUGACCCCAAUUGAAAAGCUCUUGAUUUUUAACAAAAUCCUCCUGUGAAUGCCAUAGUAAAUGUAUAAACAACAUUAUAGACAUCAUCCAUGCUAAUGUUAGGUAUAAAGAGUUAAUUCCUCUACUUACUUAAAAUUUAUUUUCAAUUCUCUUUCUGGUCAUGAAAAUUUUGAUUCCUGUAAUUUUGAUGGAAAGCCAUCACAUAGUUGAAAAUGAUAAGUUAUGCUCAUUUGAGGUCUGAUCGUAAAUAAAUUGAUCUGACAGAAGCAAGCAAGAAAGUACCUGAAUAAAAAAAGAAUUUAUUGACAAGUUCUGUUCAUGUGAUUUUGAAUGAAACAUUUUACAUUUAAGGUCCAGGAAGGCAAGCUUCUUGAUGACGUAACAACCUCUAUGUCCAGUUUGUCCACAAAGGUAUGUUUUCUUUUUAACUCUGUCAUCUGUGUUUUUGCCCUGCACUACAGUGUAAUUCCUUGGCAUAUUUUGCAUAUUCCAAUGUCCUAAAAUGGUUAAUGGCAUAAUAGUUGAAUACUAAAAUAUGUCCAAUACUGUUUUCACAUAUUGGCAAGUGGUUAAAAGAUAUUUUGACUUGAGCUAUGUCUUUUUGCAGUCAAAAAUUGACCUUUCCCCCCCUUACGAAUGUUACCUGUUGCACUUUACCUUGAAAAUCCAAAAACUGUGAUCACCAGAAAUAUUUCUGAAGUGUGUUUGUGUUUUGGAAAAUAAGGCUGUUAUUUGGGGUUUCUUUUUUCUGUUUUUGCCUCGUGGCUUUCUGAGUUUGACAGGAAAAAUCAUUGAUUAUCAACUGAAAGAAACUUGUUACAUUGAAACAACUUUUAUUUAUAGAUGCGUGAUGCCAGCUCGAAGGGAUGGACAAAUCUUCAGACUGCCAGUGUAAAAGGUUGGGCAAACAUCCAAACACUUGUCAAUCAAGGCGCUGGUGGUUAUGGAACAAAGUCUCUGACAAGUGGAGGAACCUCAGGAGGAGGAUAUGGUUCAGUUAAUGGUGUGUCAGCAAUGAAUAGUACUGCUACUCUUAAAGAUGAUAAUUGGGAUUGGGAUGGCUAUGAAGAUGUAAAUGAUGAAGAAGCUGAUGAUAAUGAGGCUAGUAAUGGCAAGGCAUCACUGAAAGGCAAUGAUGAAGAUAAUGGGGAUUCUUGGGCAUGGGGAAGUGAUUCUGAAAUCACAAAACAGCCAACCUUAUCCAAGAAUGGCACAUCGCAGAAUACAAGGGAGUCAUUGUCAUCAUCGAGGCGAAAAACAAAAUCGCCACCAAAGACUGAAGCUGCAGUAGCAAAAAAUGAUGGUUGGGAAGAUUUGAUUAGUUGGGACAAUGAUGGAUGGGGCGAGUCCAGUGCCUGGAGCAAUGAAGAAUGGCAGAGUAGUUCAGCUGGUAAAUCAAAGAUAAUAGCUGGAGGAGAGGGGGAAAUAAAGAUGACUGAACUAAAACAUUAUUAAUUAAUGAAUGAUUAUUAUUUUAUUAAGACCAGAGUCUUCUUAGAGCCUCAAUCCUUUCUUCAGUACCAGGUAUCAGCAACUUCAUCAU